UACUACACGCAUGAAUCGUUCAACUCCUGUGUUAUCUGAACACGGACGUGUAUAAUACCUCGUCAACAACAGUCGCAGUGUUUCAGUAGGAAUUAACAACGACUGACUUUGGGAAAAUCUGUCUUUUCCGCUCGUAAGUAUAUGCACAUACGAUUUCAACUGCAGAGGCAAGCGGGCUCUUCUCUCGUGUUACGCAGUGUUCAAUGGCACUGCAGUCAACUGCUUCACAGUCCAUACCGCAGCGCCUGAAUUCAAUCUUCACACGACGGUCGACCUGUAUUACAAUUGGGCUGACAGUGUAAAAGCUCGAUUUGGGAUACGCGCCAAAUGACUUAACAAAAACGUACUUCCUUGAUGACAGUGAAACGUUUACAAGGAGGCAUGGUGUUGUUCGCUCCACAGAAGUCCCGCAGUGAUGUUUACACCUACACUCACAUGGACGUCGUCGGAGACGGCAACACUACAGCAUGCCUAGUCAAAACUACAGUGUUGUGAACGAAAACAGCCGAGCUUACUGAGAAGUGGGACAUAAAGAGUUACUUCUGUCUACACGGAGAUAUUGUGAGGACAGGGUUUAGAUUAUUUUGAGGAAGGGCCUCGGCGAUUAAUCGAUACUGACGCGCGGCAGGAAGACCAGGCGCGGAUAUUUCAAAGUUACAUGUUCAAUUGGGGUGUCGAUUGAGGAAUUACAUGGACACCUUUCAGUGCGUGUUGAAGGCUAAGUGUUCAGUGUCCUUCUGUAUAUGUUACUGGCGUUUACAGUGAGUGUUUGUGCAGUGUCUGGUAGUGUUUUCUUAUUUGAUUGUGGCGUUCAUUGUUCGUGCAUUACGUGAUCCUCGUUGUGGAAUUGUCGUCUGCUCGAGAACAUCUGGAUCUAUUUUCUGCCAAGUUAAAAACUGGUGGCAACUGAAUGACCUGCUAAUUCUAGGCCAAGGACCCAUUUGUAUUAGGCUGUGUUCUAACCUGGAAAAUCUAAUCCAGGGUACAGUUUUCAUUAUUCGUUUCCUGUAUAGUUUGGCGCAUUAUUGACGGUGGAUUAACUGAGGAUUAGGGCUUGUUCAUGAAUCCACCUGGUUGAAGUGAUCAGUUCGUUAUCAGUGGGAUCCGUGUUCUACAGAGCCGUACUAGCUGUGAUCCAAGAUGAACCGAGGACCACAUCAUAGGACGCAGUCGGUCCCAAACCAGAGACGACGUCGUGAACGGCCUGUGAUCCGACACAACCGCUCCUUCGAUGUACCCCGACAUAUGGGAUCGGACCGACACUCGAAUGAACCCCCGGGAACCACCCGACUGCUUCGGAUUAAAGUGGUGGAGGGUGUUAACCUAGCCAAGAAGGAUAUCUUUGGAGCAAGUGAUCCCUAUGUGCGCUUGUCACUGUUCAGAGGAGACAGAGAGGAUGGUCUUAUUGAUACAAAACAGACAAAGGUUAUUAAGAAGACACUGAAUCCAAAAUGGCAAGAGGAAUUUGUGUUCCGGGUUAACCCUCGAGACAAUGUGGUCCUGCUGGAGGUGUUUGAUUCCAACCGAGUGACGAGGGAUGACUUCCUUGGUCUUGUGGAGAUCCCACUCAGUCACACGGGUGUGGCCACAGAAAGGGCAGGACGUGAUAUUGGCGUCAAGAGCUUCAUGCUCAGACCAAGAAGUAUCCGCUCCCGGGUGAGAGGGCACCUGAUGUUGUACUUGGCGUAUGUUGCCACCGAAGGUGACAGCAAUGCUGAUGACGAGGCGUCAGGGCAAACCACCAACGAGGUUAGUCCUGGCUGGGAGCUGGUGGACAUGGAGACAGCCAUCAAUGAAGCAGGGGCAUCGGGCCCCACCACCGUGGGUGCGACAGCAUCUGCCCAUGGAGAGAACCUGGAGCCCUUGCCCCCAGGCUGGGAGGAGAGGAGGGACCCCCAGGGCAGGAAGUACUACAUCAAUCACAAUGACAGGACCACGCACUGGGAAAGACCCUCACCAAGCAGUUCAAGCCUGCCGACAGGAUGGGCCGAGAGGAUGGAUGCCAAUGGCAGGACCUACUACGUGAAUCACACCUCACGCUCUUCACAGUGGCAGCGCCCAAAUAACACUAUCACCGAGGUGUCGGAACAGGAGAUGAAUCGUCAGCGAAGCAUGGAGGCAGCUCAGCUCUACCUGCAGCGACGCCACAUCAGUCAGGACGACACCAUCAGUGUCCACUCCAACAGUGAUGAGACCGAAACCACAAGCACAAGCACAGAAAGGACUCCACCAUUCUCUCCUUCAUCAAGUCAGCAUCGGGCGAUGGUGCACAGGCCACUUGAUGGGGAUGAGGAGCCACUUCCUGCUGGAUGGGCGAUGGGCAUGGCACCCAAUGGCCGCAAGUUCUUCAUUGAUCACAACACACAAAUAACAACAUGGGAUGAUCCCUGCCGCUCAAGACCAAGCUCUAUGCCAAACCUGGACACACCCAGUGGCAUAUGGAGGCCGUCCUCCAAUGAAGACCUGCUAAGAAAUCUUGGGCCUUUGCCGGCUGGCUGGGAGGAGAGAACACACACAGACGGGAGAGUGUUCUACAUUGACCACAAUACCAGAGGAACACAGUGGGAGGAUCCUAGGUUACAGAAGCUUGGUGGUCCUGCUGUACCCUAUUCCAGAGACUAUAAGAGGAAGUAUGACUACUUCAGGUCCAAGUUAAGAAAGCCAAAUAAUGUACCAAAUAAGAUCGACAUAAAAGUAGGGAGGAGAAAUGUGUUUGAAGAUUCCUAUAGAAUAAUCAUGAGUGUGAAGAACACAGACAAUCUGAAAACAAGGUUAUGGAUUGAGUUUGAUGGAGAGACUGGUCUGGAUUACGGUGGUGUGGCCAGGGAAUGGUUCUAUCUGCUCUCCAAGGAAAUGUUCAACCCCUACUAUGGGCUCUUCGAGUACUCAGCCACGGACAACUACACGCUCCAGAUCAACCCUCUUUCUGGAAUGGCAAACGAUGAUCAUCUAUCAUAUUUUGAGUUCAUUGGUCGUGUCGCUGGGAUGGCAGUAUUCCAUGGGAAACUGCUUGAUGCAUUCUUCAUCCGUCCUUUCUACAGGAUGAUGUUGCGGAAGCCCAUCACUUUGCAGGACAUGGAGUCUGUGGACUCAGAGUAUUACAACUCCUUGGUGUGGAUCAAGGAAAACGACCCUGAAGAUCUAGAACUGCAUUUCUCUGUAGAGGAAGAUCAGUUUGGAGAGAUCACAGAGCGAGAACUGAAGCCAGGUGGCAAGGACAUCAUCGUCACCAAUGACAACAAGAUGGAGUAUAUUGACCUUGUGAUCAAGUGGAGAUUCGUGCAACGUGUAGAAUCCCAGAUGAAGUCGCUGAUGAAGGGCUUCAACUCGCUCAUCUCACGAGACCACCUUCAAAUAUUUGAUGAGAAUGAGCUGGAGCUGUUGAUGUGUGGGCUGCAAGAUGUUGACGUCAACGACUGGAAGAAUCAUACAGCUUACAAGGGAGAGUACAACCCCAACCACCCAACCAUCCUCUACUUCUGGAAGGCUGUCUACUCCUGCAACAAUGAAAUGAGAUCAAGAUUGCUGCAGUUUGUCACAGGGACAUCGCGAGUCCCAAUGAAUGGAUUUGCUGAGCUGUAUGGAAGCAACGGGCCUCAGCUGUUCACUAUAGAGAAGUGGGGACAUCCUGGCCAGCUGCCCAGAGCUCAUACAUGGUGCGUAGUCUGCAGGUGGCAGCUGGAAGCUGUGGUGUCAGAGUUGACGUAUGGAUUGCUUUUGUUCAAAUGAUGAAGACAUAUGUAC
Molecule: messenger RNA, 3744 nt
Organism: Haliotis rubra (blacklip abalone)
Lineage: Eukaryota; Metazoa; Mollusca; Gastropoda; Lepetellida; Haliotidae
Product: E3 ubiquitin-protein ligase NEDD4-like
Exons: 23
Coding region: 1141-3729 (862 amino acids)
Biological process (GO): ubiquitin-dependent protein catabolic process; regulation of dendrite morphogenesis
Molecular function (GO): protein binding; ubiquitin protein ligase activity; sodium channel inhibitor activity
Source: RefSeq, a predicted model, not a curated record